AUGACGAUGAAGAAGAGCAACAGAUCUAGCCAAGGUCGCCAAAAGAUCCCUAUUGCUAAAAUAGCCAAGAGAACCAAUUUGCAAGUCACAUUCUCCAAGCGGCGUUCGGGGCUUUUCAAGAAGGCCAGCGAGCUCUGCACACUCUGUGGUGUUGAGGUUGCAAUCAUAGUGUUCUCUCCGGCAAACAAGCCCUACUCCUUCUGCCACCCGGACGUUGACUCCCUCAUUGACCGGUUUCUUGCUCGAAACCCUAACUUUAAUAUGUCUCUAUCAGACUCCUGUCAACAGCUUGGUGAGGCUCACAAGAAUGCUACUGCUCAUGAGCUCAACAUGCAGCUAACAAGGAUUUCUAACCAAGUCGAGACUGAGAGAAAGCUUGGCGAAUCGCUUGAUAAAAUGAGCAAAACCAGCGAGUGUUGGUGGGAAAACCCAGUUGAUGAACUUGGACUGGAUGAGCUACGAAUACUUCAGGCUGCAUUGGAGGAGCUCAAGAAGAAUUUGAAUGAACAAACCAAUAGGAUUUGGAUGGAGUCUAGUAAUACUACUAAUAUUGCUAAUAAUUCUUCGUCAUUCUUUAUGACGAAUAAUGGUCAUCAUUUAUCUAAGAACAGCAGUCCCAGAAGUGAUCAGGUUGGAUCUGAUUACAUUGAUAUUCCUAGAGCAUAUGAUUUUGGUUUUGCUGGGAAUAUUGGUCUUUUCUGA
Molecule: messenger RNA, 702 nt
Organism: Fragaria vesca subsp. vesca
Lineage: Eukaryota; Viridiplantae; Streptophyta; Magnoliopsida; Rosales; Rosaceae
Product: agamous-like MADS-box protein AGL61-like
Exons: 1
Coding region: 1-702 (233 amino acids)
Biological process (GO): positive regulation of transcription by RNA polymerase II
Molecular function (GO): DNA-binding transcription factor activity, RNA polymerase II-specific; RNA polymerase II cis-regulatory region sequence-specific DNA binding; protein dimerization activity
Source: RefSeq, a predicted model, not a curated record